UCUUGAACGGUUAACAUCGAAACGGAAAAUAAAAACAACGAAACGAUCUAAAUAAUUACAAAGUAAGAAGAGUUGAAUAUACUUGAAGACAUAUAAGACAGGACUAAAAGGAUAUGCAAGGACAAAUGGAUAAAAAGACUUUUCAUAUAGCAAUUUAAAUAUUUAAAACAGUGCAUAUUUUUUUUAGUGUACGAAUGAAAUAUUUGUAAUUUCUUUAAAGUGUAUUUGUUGAAGAGUUAAUGAUGCUUUAGAGAUUUGAUACCGGGAAAAUAUUAAAUGUUUAACCGUAUUUGAUUGCAAAAAGUGAAAUAUAGAAAGAAGUAUAUAUUCCUUUCGUCGCAUUAGAAGUAACGAAACAGUCAAGGCAUGGCUGGAAAAAAAGAAGGUGACCCCGAAAAGGGCCACCAAGCUGAUUAUGAUAUUGUUAUGGCAGAAGAAUAUAUCUUAUCAGAGGUGGAGAAGAAUUUUAUAUUAGCUUCUGAACGUGGUGAUUUAUCGGGUGUCAAAAAAAUUAUUGAAACCUAUCGCGAUCAACCGGAUAAAUUUAAUCUUAACUGUGUGGAUCCAAUGAAUCGUUCUGCGCUUAUAUCUGCGAUUGAAAAUGAAAAUUUUGAUUUAAUUGUCGUACUACUUGAUUAUGGCAUUGAUGUAGGUGAUGCGCUGCUGCAUGCCAUAUCAGAAGAAUAUGUAGAAGCUGUGGAGGAGUUACUCCAAUGGGAAGAAACACAUCAUAAGGAGGGUGAACCAUACAGUUGGGAAGCCGUCGACCGCUCCAAAUCCACAUUUACAGCCGAUAUCACACCAUUAAUAUUGGCUGCACAUCGCAACAAUUACGAGAUUUUGAGGCUAUUAUUGGACCGUGGAGCAACAUUACCAAUGCCGCAUGAUGUCAAAUGUGGUUGUGAUGUCUGCGUUACAUCACAAGAAGCGGACUCACUGCGCUAUUCCCAGUCCCGUAUUAACGCAUACCGUGCCCUAACUGCCAGUUCGCUAAUAGCGCUCAGCUCUCGUGACCCUGUAUUAACAGCAUUUGAGCUUUGUUGGGAAUUGAAAAGAUUACAAGCGAUGGAAUCUGAAUUUCGUGCGGAAUAUACGGAAAUGCGUUUACAUGUACAAGACUUUGUAACAUCUCUGCUGGAUCAUGCACGCACUUCCUUAGAACUGGAAGUUAUGCUAAAUUUCAACCAUGAACCCUCAAAUGUCAUAUGGGUGCCGGGACAACGUCAAACGCUGGAACGUCUUAAACUGGCCAUUAAAUAUAAACAAAAAACUUUUGUAGCUCAUCCUAAUGUACAACAGUUACUGGCCGCAAUUUGGUAUGAGGGUUUGCCUGGUUUUCGACGUAAGCAAGCUUCCCAGCAAAUCAUGGAAGUUCUUAAACUCGGUUGUAUGUUUCCUAUAAACAGUAUGAAUUAUUUGAUGGCUCCGGACUCGGAUACUGGCAAAUUGAUGAGAAAACCCUUUGUUAAAUUCAUUUCUCAAUCCUUUUCCUACAUGUUUUUCUUAAUGCUGCUGGGUGCUGCUUCAUUGCGUGUUGUUCAAAUCACUUUUGAGUUGUUGGCAUUUCCUUGGAUGUUGGCUAUGUUAGAAGAUUGGCGUAAACAUGAAAGAGGCUCUCUACCAGGACCUAUUGAAUUGGGCAUAAUAAUGUAUGUGGCAAGUUUGAUAUUUGGCGAACUGAAAACUCUUUAUGCAGAUGGGCUGUUCGAUUAUAUAACAGAUUUAUGGAAUGUGGUAGAUUUCAUAUCGAACAUGUUUUAUGUAACUUGGAUACUUUGUAGGGCCACGGCAUGGGUAAUUGUGCAUAGAGACUUAUGGUAUCGAAAUAUAGAUCCGUACUUUCCGCGUGAACAUUGGCAUCCGUUCGACCCGAUGUUGUUAUCAGAAGGUGCAUUUGCGGCAGGCAUGGUAUUUUCCUAUCUGAAACUGGUACAUAUAUUCUCUAUUAAUCCGCACUUGGGACCAUUACAAGUUUCAUUGGGACGUAUGAUAAUCGAUAUCAUUAAGUUCUUUUUGAUAUAUACAUUAGUAUUGUUUGCGUUUGGUUGCGGAUUGAAUCAACUAUUAUGGUACUAUGCGGAAUUGGAAAUGAAAAAGUGCUAUCAUUUGCAUCCAGAUGUAGCUGACUUUGACGAUCAAGAAAAGGCUUGCACAAUAUGGAGACGUUUUUCUAAUCUUUUCGAAACAUCUCAAUCGCUUUUCUGGGCUUCAUUCGGUUUAGUCGAUUUGGUCUCCUUCGAUUUGGCGGGCAUAAAGAGUUUUACGCGUUUUUGGGCCCUAUUGAUGUUCGGUUCGUAUUCCGUAAUAAAUAUUAUUGUACUGCUCAACAUGUUGAUUGCUAUGAUGUCGAACUCCUAUCAAAUCAUAUCGGAACGUGCUGAUGUUGAAUGGAAAUUUGCUCGUUCGCAAUUAUGGAUGAGUUACUUUGAAGAUGGAGGCACUGUACCAGCACCAUUUAAUCUAUGUCCCUCAAUCAAAUUGCUGCGAAAAACAUUAGGAAAAGUGAAGAGAAAACGUUCAAAGAGCUUUAUGCGCAAGUCGUUGGUGAAAGCACAGGGGUUGCAUGAUAAGGUUAUGAAGUUACUUAUACGUCGCUACAUUACUGCCGAGCAGCGUCGUCGUGAUGAUUACGGUAUCACAGAGGAUGAUAUUAUUGAAGUACGUCAAGAUAUUAGUUCGUUACGUUUUGAAUUGUUGGAUAUAUUCUCUAAUAAUAAUUUCAAUGUGCCCGAUAUUGAGAAGAAAACAGCAGCUGCUGCUGCGGGCACCAAGAAGAGCAAAGUGACCGAACGUCGCAUACUUAAAGAUUUCCAAAUCGGUCUUGUUGAGAACUUGAAACAAGAAAUGAGUGAAGAUGGUAAUAGUGAUAUAUUUUCAGUUGUAGCCAGAGUAAUGGGCAAGAAGAAGGCACAGAAAGG
Molecule: messenger RNA, 2918 nt
Organism: Teleopsis dalmanni
Lineage: Eukaryota; Metazoa; Arthropoda; Insecta; Diptera; Diopsidae
Product: transient receptor potential protein-like
Biological process (GO): manganese ion transport; calcium ion transmembrane transport; regulation of cytosolic calcium ion concentration
Cellular component (GO): cation channel complex; membrane
Molecular function (GO): store-operated calcium channel activity; inositol 1,4,5 trisphosphate binding; protein binding
Source: RefSeq, a predicted model, not a curated record